AUGAACCAAAGAUUUAACAGUUAUAUAGUUUUCCUAUUAUUUAAAAUCAAAACAUGUAUUUCUUUACCUCAGUCAGGCUUCAGUUGUGGUGCUGGAAUGAGUUGUGCAAGUAGCCCGUAUGGACCUUGCUGUUCUCAAUAUGGUUACUGUGGGAAUACUGCGGAAUAUUGCUCUCCCUACAUGGGUUGUCAGGCUGGAUGUUGGAUUAUAAAUCCAUCAACUACUUAUAUUUUCACAUCUACGCCAUCUUCUUCUGUAGCAAGUAGUACUGGAGAAAGUAAUUCUGGAGGAAGUAGCUCUAAUUCGGACUUGCUUUAUAAGGUCCUCGUUCCAGUGCUUUUACUAGCUGUAAUUGCUAUAGUUGCCUUUUUCUUUUGGGACAAAAGACGAAAAGAUCAACUCCAACAAAAAAAACGUGAAAAUGACCAAAAAGAACGUGAAAAUGAAAGAUUAAGACAACAACAAGACAGAAUGACUGCAUUUUUAGAUAAUCUUCAAAAUAAUAGACUUGCGAUAGAAUAUGGUGAAGAUAAUAGAAUGGUUGCUGAAGAAGAAGUAGAUUAA
This is a messenger RNA of Dentiscutata heterogama, 564 nucleotides long. Lineage: Eukaryota; Fungi; Glomeromycota; Glomeromycetes; Diversisporales; Gigasporaceae. The record is from the annotation of a GenBank genome assembly.